Drosophila ananassae is the source of this 2138-nucleotide messenger RNA. Its product is annotated as 3'-5' ssDNA/RNA exonuclease TatD. Gene Ontology annotation, molecular function: single-stranded DNA 3'-5' DNA exonuclease activity. Lineage: Eukaryota; Metazoa; Arthropoda; Insecta; Diptera; Drosophilidae. The record is from RefSeq and is a predicted model, not a curated record. Bases 286 to 1242 code for a protein of 318 amino acids. The transcript has 4 exons. Gene Ontology annotation, cellular component: cytosol.
CAACACUGCAUUGGUCUGCCAGCAGUUUCGUAGUUUCGUGUCGGGAUAGUUUUUUAGUUUAUUAUUUCAUAACUUUCAAACCUCUUAUUGCUGAAUUGGUCAACUUUUCCAAAUCGCAACAUAAUCGAAUAAUCCAUUUUCCACGGUUAUCAUCACCGUCGCGUUUCCUUGCCACCAAAAAAAGAUAAUUGAAUUAUCCAUCUACGCAUACACACGCAACAACCAACAACACCCAACAAUCGCCUGCGUCAUUAGCUAUUUUUGUACGGAAAACAAAACGAAAACAUGGAUCUACUACAGAAGUCCGAGGCGGCCGUAUCCGCAGCAUCUUUGCUGGAGGAUCAGGCGGAUUUGAUGGACAGCAUGAAGCACUGCUUCGAAAAUCUGAUUGUUAUUGACGUGGGUGCGAAUUUGACCAAUAAAAAGUAUAGCCGUGAUCUCGAUUCGGUUGUCCAGCGAGCCAGAGAUGCAGGUGUUCAAAAACUAAUGGUUCACGGCACUUCGGUCAAAUCGAGCAAGGAAGCGCUGCGCCUAUCGCGCAUCUAUCCCGACAUUAUCUACUCGACUGCUGGCAUACACCCGCACGACUCCAAGUCCAUUGUGGAGGAGCCGGCCACAUGGUACGACCUGGAGCACAUUGCCCAGGCCCAGGAGUGCGUGGCAGUGGGCCCCUGUGGGCUGGACUACCAACGCGACUUCUCCGAACCGGAGGCCCAGAAGCAGAUCUUUGCCAAGCAACUGCAGCUGGCCAUCCGGCUAAACAAACCUUUGCUGAUCCAUGAGCGCUCGGCUCAACACGAUCUUCUCGAAAUAAUGGAUAAAUUCGAGAACCUACCGCCUGUGAUCAUCAGAGGAUUCAUGGGAACUGCCGAAGAGGCACUUAAGUAUCUGGACCGCAGGUUCUACAUCAGCCUGACCGGCUACCUGUGCAAGGAUAAAUCGGACUCGGGCGUUCGCCGGUUGCUGGAGGAUGGCACUUUGCCCUUGGAUAGACUUUUGGUCGAAACCGAUGCUCCCUUUAUGUAUCCCAAUACAAGGGCUUCCAAGCUACCCCAGCAUGUGAAAACUGGCAUCACCGAACGCUCAUUGUUGUACUUACACAGAUAUUGUACCUUCCAACGUAACGAGCCUUGCAGUCUUCCCGCAAUUGUGGAGAUGAUUGCAGCCUUUAUGAAGAAAACGCCCGACGAAGUAGCCCUGGCCACUGCCUUUAACGCUCUGAAGCUUUUUGGCUUGUCCUAAAUGAAGAAGGUGCCCCCAAAGGAACUAAUCGACAAAGUGUGCCAACCAGCAGCUUUAAACAUAUAAAACUAAACAAGCCUGAGAUUCACGAUAGACUCAUACCUAUGUGCCUUAAACAAUAAUCGAAUUCGGGAUGAAGCGCAAGUCCUGAUAUUAUCCAUACACACAACACACUCUCAUACCCAAUUACGAACCUUAUUGCAUGCGAAACGUACGUAUACGUAUACCUACAUCCUAUAUACUCCCUAUCCCAAAAAAAAAAAAUGCAAAUUAUCGAUCGAAAUUUGCAUGCCUUAGAUGUAAGUUGUUGGAAUUUCCUAAGCAAGUGCUUUAUUUACUCGAUUUCCCACGAGAAACGGUGCCAAGGCGGUGCCAAGUGAGGGCCGAGUCCGGGGAGCAAAUAAUUUGCACUCGGUCGGAACUUCACGCCUCGAAGCGCGCGCUUCGAACUCGCUCCCGAAGCGAAACCUAUACACGUUAAGUGCUGCAGCUUGUCUUCUGUUUGUUUCUUCUAUAUGUAUAUUUAAGAUAUACCCUUUAAUUUUAGUUUGUGUCUCUUGUUAGCCUUAGGUCAUAUUUUUGUAAAUAUUUAUUCUUGUUGUUCUGAUGAUGAUACGAUUAUGAUGAUGAUGAUUAUGGGAAACGUAAUGUGAUCAUUUUAAAAUCUAAAUAUUUAUAUGAUAUCCAACAUAUAUAUACAAACACAUUAGUUAGGCUAUGAAGCAUAUUGAGUAUCGUGCGCGUAUAAACGCAUUUUGUUAUAUAUACUUAUACAAAAGCUUUGUACUGAACUGAUCGCCUAACGGAGGUUGCAUGAAAUCCACUUUGUGCCGUGCCCAUUGUCGCACACAGACACUUACUAUUUUCCAUUUGAAUAAAGCGAAUUUAAAAAACCA